UUUGUGUGUGUGUGAGACAGAGAGAGUGUGCGUGUGCGUUUGCUCAUUUUCGUGGUUCAGCGUUAUGAACCAAUUCCGGGACAGAUCCAGGCAAAUGUAAAUGAGUCAGAGAUAUGCGCGGUUUUAUUACCCCUUACAGACGCCUGGUAUCCUCACUUUGUGAUUGACGACUUGUUUCGUUGUGGUCGAAAGUUUAGCGUUUGACAUCCGUUUGAUAUGAAGGUUGCAGGGAACGGAACUGACACGAUGUUAGAUAGCCUAUGAGGUGUGGGGUUUGGUUGUGCACAGAAAUUUCCACAAUUUGCUCGUGCAAAUGGGAACUGUUGUCAAUAUCAAUACCAGCACAUUUUGUUAUAUUAUAGUGUAUUGCUAAGUGCAUAUGUUUUCUGAAUGUUUUUUGACUGGGCUUAGAUGAUCAUUCUAUUCUAAGCUAACGCGAUCAGCGACGAGCACAUUUAAAUCAUUGGUUAGGUCUGCCUACAUUUCCAAAACGAAACAAAAGUUCGAAAGCAACGUCUGGUUCUCCACUUUGUUGUCCGCAACAUACAGGCUACGCUCACAGUAAGCUUAGACGUGUGAGUAGAGACUGGUCGUGAACAGGGACGUAGUCUUUGCCAGUUAUGCUUUCAGAAAAAAGCGACAUUAAUGUCACUCAUGUCCUCUUCCUUUCAUCUUAGCUUAGUAUGUGUUAUUAUUAAAUAAGAGCCUAUCCCGGUUCGAUUAAUGUCCUAUUGUAAACUGUCUGGCCUAUUUAGCUAGUUGGAGACGGCUUAUACUUCUAAGACAGCGUGUAAAUGCAUCUUUAGCUUAGGCUACUUGAUGUGCAGAAGGGUGGGCCUAUACCGUCAGCUUGACUUUUGGUAAACACUGAGUGGGUACGUUGGAUUGCUUUUAAAUGAUAGUGUAAUUCGCGUAUCUUUGGACGUGAUGGUAUUUCAGUUGCAUAACUUACUUCAAAAGGCAAAUAAACAAGUGGUAAAGGAAAACAACGUAACACUGUUCACGCAACUCUUUAAAUUGAUACCCUGAAGUGUGUUUUCCCUUGCCUCUGCUCUGCAGAGCGAGCAAAACUAUGUUGGUAAAAAAUUUGACACUUCUGUCCCUCCUGGCUUGCCAUAGAUAGGGAUUUCGCUACAUGCGGUGUAUCAGAAUUUUGGGUGAUCACAGACUCUGCCUAGCUGCCGACGAGGGUAUUUCAGGUCAAAUGACAGACUUUGCAGCGGCACCGUGCUAGAACUGAAGUUAAUUCACAAGAUGGUGAGGGUAUCAACAACUGCCCUGACUUUGUGUGUGUGAGGGGAGGAAGCAUCUCUCCUCGUGGUGUGCUGACCUGGAGGAUAGGAAGAUUCUUGGGUUCUGAGGAGCCGUGGAAGGACAGAAGAAUGAUGUCAAGGCCCUGAUCUCUACGGUACAGUAUGUCAGAGCAAGCAGACAAGUGCAGCCCGGGCUGGAAACACGAGGCCUUGCAGAAUGGGUACAUACCAAGUUACCUGGACAAGGACGAGCUGUGUGUAGUGUGUGGGGACAAGGCCACAGGCUACCACUACCGCUGCAUCACCUGUGAAGGCUGCAAGGGGUUCUUCCGGCGGACCAUCCAGAAGAACCUGAACCCCACAUACGCCUGUAAGUACGAGGCCAAGUGUGUCAUCGACAAGGUCACCCGCAACCAGUGCCAGGAAUGCCGCUUCAAGAAGUGCAUUGCCGUUGGCAUGGCAACGGACUUGGUUCUGGACGACAGCAAGCGUCUGGCGAAGCGGAAGCUGAUUGAGGACAACCGUGAGCGUCGGCGACGCGAGGAGCUGCAGAAGACGGUGUGGGACCGGCCCGAGCCCACCCCCGAGGAGUGGGAGCUCAUCCGUGUAGUCACAGAGGCGCACAUGGCAACCAACGCCCAGGGCAACCACUGGAAGACGAAGAGAAAGUUCCUGGUGGAAGAAGCUAUGCUACUUAAUGAAAUAACAUGUAAUUUAUUCUAUACUUCCGACCAGAAUGCAGUGGGGGUGAAAGACUCUAAGCCCGAAGACAUUGGCCAAGCGCCGGUGCUGAGUGCCACGGAGGGAAGCAAAGUGGACAUAGAGGCCUUCAGCCAGUUUACAAAAAUAAUCACCCCCGCCAUCACGCGCGUUGUGGACUUUGCCAAAAAGCUGCCUAUGUUCUGUGAGCUGCCUUGUGAGGACCAGAUUAUCCUGCUGAAAGGCUGCUGUAUGGAGAUCAUGUCUCUGCGGGCGGCCGUGCGCUACGACCCCGAGAGCGAGACGCUAACGCUGAACGGCGAAAUGGCGGUGACCCGCGGACAGCUCAAGAACGGCGGCCUGGGCGUGGUCUCUGACGCCAUCUUUGACCUGGGUGUGUCCCUCUCCUCUUUCAACCUGGACGACUCGGAAGUGGCUCUCCUGCAGGCCGUCAUCCUCCUCUCCUCCGAUCGUCCAGGCCUGACGAGUGUGGACCGCAUUGAGCGUUGCCAGGAGGGCUUCCUGCAGGCCUUUGAGCACUACAUCAACUACCGCAAGCACAAGGUGGCGCACUUCUGGCCCAAGCUGCUGAUGAAGGUGACGGACCUGCGCAUGAUCGGGGCCUGCCACGCCAGCCGCUUCCUGCACAUGAAGGUGGAGUGUCCCAACGAGCUCUUCCCCCCGCUCUUCCUGGAGGUGUUCGAGGACUGACACACACACCCAUACAUACAGGAGGAGGGAAGGUUUCUCUCCCCCCUUUCUUCCUGGAGGUGUUCCAAGACUGAUGGAAAAGACACACACAUAUACACACACACACACACACACACCUCCCAUUGGGCGCCAGGAGGAGAAGAGAGUGUGGGAGUAGGAGCGGAGGAUGCUGGGAGGUCUCUCAUGACACGUAGAACUCUGAACUCUGAACUCUUGCGGGCACUACUGACGAGUCGUUGUCAUUCCGUAGACACACAAGGAGAGUAGCCUUUCGUUUCAUUUCAUUUCGUUUUUGUUUUAUUCUCUUCUUUUUUUCUUUCCUCCUGGAUGGAACAAUUCCUCACAAUGCGGGUACAUGUGAAUAGCAUUGUUUGUUUGUUUGUCUGUUUAUUCGUUUGUUUAUUAGAUGGUUUGUUUAUUUUGUUUGUUUCUAAAUGUGUUUCUCACCUCUCAGUUACCGUAGCGCAUGUGACUCAUGUAUAUACACCUGUGCGAGUGAUGGAAGAUAAACACACACGUGUGUGUAUACACCUGUGCAAGUGAUGGAAGAUGAACACACACUUGUAUAUACACCUGUGCGAGUGAUGGAAGAUGAACACACACGUGGACGACAUGCCAGGCCAGGACUCAGCCACACCCACCGGACAGCUCACCUCAUCAUUGCAAUAUUUCCUAGCAGGUAGAACACAGUACUGAAACAGCCCAGCGGGGGAGAGGGCGCCAUCUAGUGGUCAUAGCUCUCCUCUGCGUCUAUGAACUGACCAGUCCGCUAAGGCAGCAAUUACCUCUUACCUUCACUGCACUCAGCACCCAAAUCUCCAAUCUCAGUCAGGGCAUUGGUCUGGAUGAUGUACUAGCGCACAUAUAACAGUGGCAUACUUCUCAUGAAACGACGCUGCAUAAGUCUAUGAGAAAACACACACACACACACACAAACGUUUUAAAUCUUUCAUUUCCCUGAAAGAUGGGGAUGGGAUCAAUCAGUUUAUCUUUUGUUAUCUUAUCUUAAAGCACACACACACACACACACACACACACACACGGCAAGACAAUCAGAGCCACUUGUGCUGUAUCCUCAUGGAGCUCCGCUUGGGUGACUGGACAUCUCUGACUUCCUCCAGUGUUGCCAGCUCUAGUAGGUGCCAAAAAAAGAGAGGAGAAGAAAAGCGAGUGAAAACUCCUCCUCUUCCUCCUCCUCCUCCUCCUCACCCCUAAAGAUGCAUGCUCUGUCCAACCCUGCUUGCAUUCACCUAAAGCAUCUUCUCUCAUGCAGACAGGAAAACUAACAACUCACUGAGGUCGUUCUGUUUGUCCCUCUCUGGCUCCGUAGCCCUCCAUACAUCUCCAUGUACCAAGAUGGCUGGCAGGCCUCAAUAGGAACUCUUAAAAAUUCCAUGUGUCAUACAUACAUAUAUAUAUAUAUAUACAUAUAUAUAAACAUAUAUAUAUAUAUAUAUACAUAUAUAAAUGUAGAUUUUUUUUCUUAAUGUGUAAAAGCUGUUGUUUGAAAGACCAAGAAAAUGCUUCUGCUUGGACUUUGUUGGUGCUAUGAGUUUAAACUAUUCAUACCUCUGCCCAGCCACCUCAGAAUAAUCCCCACUGGCGGCCGGUUCUGGCCUGGGUCUGGACCGGUUCUGCCGAGUUUCCGGCCCUGUUUUGCUCCAGACUCGGUCUCUAUCGGGGAUCUGUUUUUUUUUUUUUUUUGGGACAAUCCCUACCUCGGGAUUCUGGUGACCAGCACACACACACACAGACACACAGACACACACACACAGACACACACACACACACACAUACAAGGGGUGAGGCCAUUUGGAAGUGAAGAUGGAGAGAAUGACCCUACUGCUUGGACACACCUGGCCCUUCUUCCUUCCGUUUCCACCUGAUGUUUGUCCUUGUUUGUUCGUUCAUUCGUUUCGUCUGUUUUUAGACAAAAAAAAAUCUCCAGCUGCAGAUCAUGUUAACGUUUGUUUAAAAAAAAGAAAAAAAAAUAGAGGUCAAAGGUGAAAUCUGCUCUACAUCAGGAAGAGAAAAGGUCCCUUUUGUGUCCCUUUUGUGAACACUUUUGCUCAAGCUUCACACUGCUCCACCACGAACAGCUUCUGUGUCUGUGUGUGUGUGAGUGUGUGUGUUUGUGUAUGUAUGUGUGUUCGUUCCUCCCCUGUAACGUGAUGCCUUUCGUAAGCAAUAGACUUGCUCCAGUGUUUUGUCAUAUCUAGGACUUCACACACAAACUGCACAGACAAUCAGAAAUGAUGUUGAGAGAGCACGAGAGCGACCGAGCAAGCGAGAGAGAAAGAGAGAGAAAGAGGGAGAGCACAAUUUUGAUACCUGAUUGAAUGGAUGUGGGUAUGAGCGGUCUACUUUCACAGAGGAAUGUAAUAGUCAUGGGAUGUGAAUGGCUGAAUCUUAAACCUAACUCAGUUUGAAGUGAAAAGACAAAACAAAAUUAAAAAAAAAGAUAUUUUACAGUA
Messenger RNA from Clupea harengus (Atlantic herring), 5137 nucleotides. It is a transcript of the gene thrb, whose product is annotated as thyroid hormone receptor beta. Lineage: Eukaryota; Metazoa; Chordata; Actinopteri; Clupeiformes; Clupeidae. Gene Ontology annotation, biological process: positive regulation of transcription by RNA polymerase II; thyroid hormone receptor signaling pathway; negative regulation of transcription by RNA polymerase II. Gene Ontology annotation, molecular function: nuclear receptor activity; RNA polymerase II cis-regulatory region sequence-specific DNA binding; zinc ion binding. The record is from RefSeq and is a predicted model, not a curated record. Gene Ontology annotation, cellular component: RNA polymerase II transcription regulator complex.